Molecule: messenger RNA, 735 nt
Organism: Tigriopus californicus
Lineage: Eukaryota; Metazoa; Arthropoda; Copepoda; Harpacticoida; Harpacticidae
Product: heat shock protein Hsp-16.48/Hsp-16.49-like
Exons: 2
Coding region: 84-635 (183 amino acids)
Biological process (GO): protein refolding; response to heat
Molecular function (GO): protein folding chaperone
Source: RefSeq, a predicted model, not a curated record
ACAUCUCACCAAACGUUACAUCAGACAGAGAAGAAGAACCUGGGCUAAAGCAUAUCAAUUUCCUAGCAUAAUCCAGUGUUAUCAUGCUGCGAAUCCGAAAUUGCCAUCGUCUUAUACCUUUUGGUGCAAGAUCAUGUCGUCGUACAUUCUUUGGUCCUCCAACAAAAUGGGAUCCACUUUCCGUGACCGGUUCUUUGGUCAGAGACAUGGAACGCAACAUCACGCGCAUGGAACGUGAAAUGGAUCGAUUUUGGGGCGGGCAACGAUCCGGAUCUCUACCUUCCUUUACUCUUGUUCCGCCAGUUCAACACCUAUCUCAGGAUGAUGGCAAAUACAGAUUGCAAUUGGACCUCCAUGGAUUCAAACCCGAAGACGUCAAGAUCAAUCUACAAGAGCGAAGCCUGCAAAUCGAAGCCAAAUUGGAGCAGAAAGACGAGGAUGGAUCUCGGCAUUAUCAAGAGAUCACACGAUGCUAUACAAUCCCGGAGAAUGUAGACAUUGACCACCUGAAAUCGGUUCUCAAAGCGGAUGGGAUCUUGAGCAUUGAGGCACCCUUGAAAGCCAAUGAGCCGCCCAAAGACGAGAACCAUGAAAUACCCAUUCAACGACAAAACAAUACUAUUAAAGAAGAAUAGAGAAGAGAAGACCCAAAUUUCCCACCUCUCUUACGAUGGAAAUCAUUUGUCAGAUGUCCUUGCUUGAUGCAAAUAAAACUUUGUGAUUUUUUUUAAGAUA